AUGGCGUCCCGCGUGGCCUCACUAUCGGCAUUACAAGCAUGCCUUUGCUUAUCGGAGUCAUCUGUGACCCCAGACACAGACAUAAAGGAGCUAUUGCUCAGAUUACCAUCCAGAGAGGAUAUCGCUAAGAUGCUUGUUGAUCUUGAUACCUCCAUACAAACAAAGAUAUCUGAACUUGGAGCAGGCCUGGACUCAUUGGAUGCACGAGUACAACAACGCGAGACCACAAUAGAGGCCCACAACUCUUAA
Pelobates cultripes (western spadefoot toad) is the source of this 249-nucleotide messenger RNA. NCBI's taxonomy places the organism in Eukaryota, Metazoa, Chordata, Amphibia, Anura, Pelobatidae. The record is from the annotation of a GenBank genome assembly.